GUGACUGGUGGUCAGGGGAGGCGUCAGGCUCAUCCGAGGAGGAGCUGUGGGAGCCGCCGCGGGGACGACGAGGAGGAGCCAGCCAGGGGGUGCGGAAGGAAGGGCCCAGGAGGUGUGAGGAAAUGGAGGCUGAGAGUUAAGUGACCAGCCCAGGGUCACGUCGGCGGGACAAUCCAGUUCUGGCCCCUGGCUGCGCGGGUUUCGGUCUCCGUCCACUCUGCGGCCUGACGGGAAGGUGCCAGCCCAGCUAGGCUCCGGCCAGACCUUGGGGAAGACAGGUCCAGUCCAAAGGGACAGUGGGUGUUUGUGCUUGGAACAGCCUGCCUGUGUGUCCUCUCUUCUUUCCCUCACUCACUUCCCCACCGCCUGGGGGUGCAGGGCUCACUGGAAGCCCCACCGCCUUCCCCGGCACAGCCUUCUCUCCUGGGGGCUGUGGAGCCGGACACCCUGGGGGCCAUGCAGAAGGCUGGGGCAGGGGGCCGGAGGGCCUCCGACUGUGGCCCUGCCCCUCCUCGGCCCAGGUGCAUCACCAAGUUUGCCCAGUACGUGGGCUCCUUCCCCGUGGAUGACCUGGACACACAGGAGAGCGUGUGGCUGGUGCAGCAGCAGCUGUGGGCACUAAAGGACUGUCCCCGGCGCCGGGCCGUCAUCCUGAAACUCAGCCUUCAGGGCCUCAAGAUCUACAGCGGGGAGGGCGAGGUGCUCCUGAUGGCUCACGCCCUGAGGCGCAUCCUCUAUUCCACUUGGUGCCCGGCCAAUUGCCAAUUUGCCUUCAUCGCCCGAAACCCACGGAGCCCGGCCAGCAAUCUCUUCUGCCACCUUUUUGUGGGCAGCCAGCCUGGAGAGAUCCAGAUCCUGCACCUGCUCCUCUGCCGUUCCUUCCAGCUCGCUUACCUCCUGCAGCACCCUGAGGAGCGGGCACAGCCUGAGCCCUUCCCGGGACCUGCAGGGGAUGUGCCCCUGAAGCCACUGCCAAGGCCCGGGGAUCCCCCUGUCCUGGUGCGGGAGCCCUUCGGCCGAGAUCAGCUCUCACAGAACGUCCACGCACUGGUCUCCUUCCGGCGGCUGCCAGCAGAGGGGCCAGCAGGCAGUGGGAAGGAGCUGCCAGAGUCAGAAGGCCGAGGAGGCACCCGCCAUAUCCGCCUGGGGAACCCCUACUGCUCACCCACGCUGGUGCGCAAGAAGGCCAUCCGCAGCAAGGCCAUCCGCUCAGGGGCCUACCGCGGCUGCACCUACGAGACUCAGCUGCAGCUGUCGGCUCGGGAGGCCUUCCCUGCCGCAUGGGAGGCGUGGCCCCGGUGUCCCGGUGGCCCCUCGUGCCUGGUGGAGAACGAGGGCAGCCUGACGGAGAACAUCUGGGCCUUUGCUGGCAUCUCCAGGCGCUGUGCCCUCGCCCUGCUGCGGAGGGACGUCCUCGGGGCCUUCCUGCUGUGGCCCAAGCCGGGCGCCAGCGGCCAGUGGUGCCUGUCGGUGCGGACGCAGUGCGGCGUGGUGCCCCACCACGUCUUCCGGAACCACCUGAGCCGCUACUGCGUGGAGCACCUGCCUGCCGAGUUCCCCAGCCUGGAGGCCCUGGUGGAGCACCACGCAGGGACAGAGCGCGGCCUCUUCUGCUCCCUCGACAUGGGCCGCCUGAACCCCAGCUAUGAGGAGCAGGACUGUGGGCCCGAGGAUAGGCCUCCCCGGGCUCUCCGGCCUCUUGGCCAUGCCAAGUCCGAGGCAGAACUGCAGGGCCUGGGCUAGGCAGCCAGCCCCACAUGCACUGGCCCCACCGCCCCCUGGCUCCUGGGCCUUUGCAGCCCGCUGUGCCCUUCUUCCACCCUGCUGGUCACCGGUCCCAUCUAGUCACUCUGCCCCUUGGGCCAGUCUUCCAUUGCUUCACUGCCUGUAGGAGGGGGAACCCUGAGAUUCGGGAGAGCCGAUGUCUUCUCAGGGGAUAAGUGACCACUGAGCUUCCAGGAGGGGCAGGCAAAGCUCCGGCUUCCAUAAACCUGUUGUCCCUGGGCUUCCACUUGGCUCCAAGGCCAGGAGCUUGCCGAGGAGGGCAGGAAGCUUUGUUCAUGAUGGAGGUAUGGCCCACUGAAGCAGGCCAGGCCUUGGGGCCUUGGUUGGGAGCCCUCAAGAGAGCUGACUGAGGAAACCAGACAAGCGAGGGAGGGAGAGAUCUUUGGAGGAUAGACCUGCGGGUGAGCCACCCUCUCCCUGAGAGACAGCAGCAGUGACUCGGUGGAGCUUAAGGGCGUGGAGGUGGGUCAAGCUACGUCCAGGCUGAAGGGGUUGGCCUGAUUCUCACAUGCACCAGAGGUUGAAGAGGUCUUACCUUGAGUUCUGAGGAGCGAGGGGUCAGAAAGGUGCAGGAAAGGCCAAGAGCCAUGCCAGCCAAAGCCCAGGCACAGGUGGACCCCUGUGUACAGAAACGGAUGUGAACCAGCAGGUGGGGCAAAGAAGCUGAAUGUAUUGCUUAGGAAGGCUGGUUUGUGUGCACCAGAAACUAGAGGAUUGCUAUUCCCAUGAUCCAAUCAUCCCAACACUCCCAAGAACCACCAAGCCCUUCCCACCUGCCCCCAGGGCUCGUUUCCUUUGGCCAUUUGACUGGGGUGACGGGGUGGGACAGCCAUGAGCCUCAGGCUUCCAGGAAUAACCAGGGCUCAGCCCCUCUGCCCAACUCAUCCCACAGACCACAGUCUGGGGUUUGGUGGCUGCCUCAGGAAGCUGCCCAAUGCUGGUAUUUUCCUUAAGGUGGCUCUGACCUUGGCUGCCAGGGGCCACCGCACCAGACCAACCCCAUUGUUUUUCCUCCCUUGGGGCUGGGGUCAGAGCAGAACUAUCUGAAGGUAGAACUGCUGUGGGCCCUGCCAGAGGAGGCUUGGCCUUAGUGGGCAGUGGGGGCUCCUGGGAAUGAUUCUAGUAGCAGGCCACAGCUCUGCUCUGCUGGUGACUGACAAAUCCAGGCACCCCCCACCCCCACCCCUUUAUUGAUAGACAGGUAUGAAUCUAUACUGGAUUGUUAAGUUAGGGAACAAGUUCCUUUUGGAUGAACUGCUAUUCCUGAGGCAGAAUUAUAGUCUUGAUUCUGGGGAUUACCCUUUCCCCCACUGGGGAGUGGGAUGGGAAUAUUCAGUGGUUUGAAAGUAACAGAUUUCUUACUUGGUGAGUGGGAAGGCAGGAUCCUGAGAGAUUCAGUCCCAGUUUACAACUGCCUGCCCAGAGUAUGAUCUUGGCUGGGGGCCAGAGUUGACAAGUGAGAUAUCUUGUCCCAAAGGACAGGAGGAAGUUGUCUUUUGAGGGCCCUUUUCACUGUAAACACAGGACUCCUUUUAUAGUGAAUGUAAACAGGAACCUGGGACUCCUUGUACAAGCCCUCUGCUGGAACCCAUCUCUUCCAGGGGCAAAGCCCUGGUCCUGAGUGAAAGGCUCCAGGCUCCCUUUUCCCUGGAGAGGAGAGGGGUUUGGUGAUUUACUGCCUGGGAUUACAGCCCUGGAGGUGGGCAUUUAAGAAGACCAGGGCGUGAGCCAAAGCUUAUGUCAAUGAGGGACAAGUUUUGUUGCAUUAAUUAUCCAAGUGUUGGACAAGCUAUCAGGGAAAUGUUCACCAUGCUGAAGAGACUAGCCUUCCCCAAGCACUUUAACAUUCCCUCAAGCAGCAUUUAUUGAUUACAUGUUACAAAUAGGGCAAAAUCCUUUGGCUCAUGUGUGAAGUCCUCAGUGUCUUAAUUACACGCCCCAGUUUUCUCUUUGUUCAAACCAACACCACCCAGCUUGCAGCAGCCUCGUUCUCCUUACUGUGUGGACUUGAAACGAAUAAAAUGCAUUUCUUCC
Messenger RNA from Choloepus didactylus (southern two-toed sloth), 3819 nucleotides. It is a transcript of the gene SH2D5, whose product is annotated as SH2 domain containing 5. Bases 457 to 1743 code for a protein of 428 amino acids. The transcript has 13 exons. Gene Ontology annotation, cellular component: postsynaptic density. The record is from RefSeq and is a predicted model, not a curated record. NCBI's taxonomy places the organism in Eukaryota, Metazoa, Chordata, Mammalia, Pilosa, Megalonychidae.